UUUCUCGGUCUACUCAUACCAAAUCAUGUUGGUACCACGGUCAUUUUCUGGCAUCGCACAGGGCGCGUUGAAAAACUCGCAGGCUGUCAGACGCUAUGCUUCUGCCUCCCCGACCGCUGCGUUCGCCGGGCAAAAGGGAAGCAACGGAAAAUAUACUGUCACCCUUAUUCCAGGAGAUGGCAUUGGCCCCGAAAUUAGCGAGUCGAUCAAAAGCAUCUACACCGCAGCUCAAGUACCCAUUCAAUGGGAGGAAGUUAGUGUUACGCCCGUGUUGAAGGGAGGAAAGACAGUUAUUCCCGAUGCGGCUAUUCAGUCCGUCAAGCGGAACACUGUUGCAUUGAAAGGUCCUUUGGCAACUCCCAUCGGGAAGGGGCACGUCUCGUUGAACUUAACUCUCCGUAGAACUUUCAACCUGUUCGCCAAUGUUCGACCUUGCAUUUCUAUCAAAGGAUUUAAGACUCCCUAUGAGGACGUGAACACGGUACUCAUUCGCGAGAACACGGAAGGAGAAUACUCCGGGAUCGAGCACGAAGUCGUCGACGGUGUUGUACAGUCGAUAAAAUUGAUUACAUGGGAAGCAUCGGAACGCGUCGCGCGUUAUGCUUUCCACUACGCUCAAUCCCAAGGAAGAAAGCGUGUCACAGCUGUACACAAAGCAAACAUCAUGAAAAUGUCCGAUGGUAUGUUUUUGUCGGCGUGCCGGGAGAUAUCUAAGGAUUUCCCCGAUGUCACAUACGAUGAGGAUCUUUUGGAUCGCGUCUGUCUACAGGUUGUGCAAAACCCAAAACCUUACUCUGAUCGUGUCAUGGUGAUGCCCAACUUGUACGGUGACAUUCUUUCUGACAUGUGUGCUGGCCUUAUCGGUGGCCUUGGUCUCACUCCCUCUGGAAACAUCGGUCGGGAUGCUUCCAUUUUCGAGGCCGUACACGGCUCUGCUCCAGAUAUCGCAGGCAAAGGGCUAGCUAACCCUACCGCUCUUCUCCUGUCAUCAAUGAUGAUGUUGAGACACAUGAACCUCAACCAAUAUGCCGAGAAGAUUGAAAAGGCGGCCUUGACGACGAUUGCUGAGGGCAAGACAAUUACUGGAGAUCUGGGAGGCAAGGCCACAACCCAGCAAUAUACCAACGCUAUCAUUCAGAAGCUUGCAUAGGUAUAAUUUAUCAGUACUCAUAGACACCUAGAUUUAUGUACCGCACAGUUCCUCAAACAAGUACGUACUAUUGAUAGAUUGAAGUCACGC
This is a messenger RNA of Marasmius oreades (fairy-ring Marasmius), 1240 nucleotides long. It is a transcript of the gene IDH2, whose product is annotated as NAD-dependent isocitrate dehydrogenase. Gene Ontology annotation, cellular component: mitochondrion. NCBI's taxonomy places the organism in Eukaryota, Fungi, Basidiomycota, Agaricomycetes, Agaricales, Marasmiaceae. Bases 26 to 1150 code for a protein of 374 amino acids. Gene Ontology annotation, molecular function: isocitrate dehydrogenase (NAD+) activity; NAD binding; magnesium ion binding. The transcript is spliced from 14 exons. Gene Ontology annotation, biological process: tricarboxylic acid cycle; isocitrate metabolic process. The record is from RefSeq and is a predicted model, not a curated record.